GAUUGAGUGUUACCCCAGACUGCACCAACCUCUACGUUUCGUCCCCUGUUUGGGUGACAUCCUCAGUGCUUGGGAGUCUCCUGUGAAGCACUUCUGUGUUGUUUCCUCCGGCAUUUAUAGUGGUUUGUCUCUGCCGCUUCCGAUUGUCAGUUCCAGCUGUCCGCUGCAGUGGCCGGUAUAUUGGGUCCAGGUCGAUGUGUUUAUUGAUUGAAUCUGUGGGUGAGUGCCAUGCCUCCAGGAAUUCCCUGGCUGUUCUCUGUUUGGCUUGUCCUGUAAUAGUAGUGUUAUGGAUGCGGAUCCAUGAAUAACAACUAGCCACGAAACGACACGACCAGCUAUCCUUGGUAGCCAUACACGCAGAUGACAAGCAACAUGAAUUCGACUGGGAUAACACUACUAUUAUACCAGUCAGAAACACACCUGCUUGUUCACGGCUUACAACCCUUCACCAAGUAUGAGUUUGCUGUACGUCUUCAUGCAGACCAACUCUCCAGCCCCUGGAGCCCUGUGGUUUAUCAGCUUACGUUGCCAGAAGCUCCAGUCAAUCCACCUUCAAGUGCAAAAGUCACAUUAAUAGAAGAAGGAACAGCUCUUAUAUCGUGGAAACCCCCAGAAGAUACCAACACUGCUAUCACCCGUUAUACCAUCCUUUACGCUUCCAGAAAGGCCUGGAUUGCAGGCGAGUGGCAAAUGCUUCAUAGGGAAGGAACAAUUACUAUGGCUUUGUUGGAGAACCUCCUUCCAGGAAAUGUCUAUCUCAUUCAGAUAUCUGCAUCUAAUGAAGUAGGAGAAGGACCCUUUUCAAAUGCUGUAGAGCUAGCAAUCCCUGUGAAGGAAACUAUAUACUUUAGCCAGGGGCCUAAGUGGUCUGACUCUCGCAGUAGUGGAGAUGCCAAAGUUAACUCUGAUGUAUUUUAUCACCUGGACCAAAAGUCAAUGACUGGAAUUAUCGUUGGAGUUUGCAUAGCCCUAACUUGUAUCAUCAUUUGCGUACUUGUUCUCCUCUAUCGAAGCAAAGCCAGGAAAUCUUCUGCAAUCAAGGCUGAGCAACAAGGAAAUGUACAGAUGGCACAUGUUACAAGACCACUGGUUAAUGGCACCCAUCUUAUUAAGAGUCAGACUGAGCAGCAAACUGUGGAAACCUUAAUGCCAAUGAUGCCUGAAAAUGUCUUUCUGGAUACCAAGGGUGGAUCUGAUAUGAUUAUUCGCGGCUCUUCACAUGUGAACAAAAAGGUGAAAAAAUGGUCGCUUUUUGGGUCAACUAAGAAAUCUGUGAAGGUGCAUAAACCAAAGCAGCCAGUAAGAAGACACGGGCGAGGCAUGAGUUCUUACCAGCUGACUGGCUUGAUCUGUGAAGAAUCGGGUGCCUCAAUACUCGUUCCACCGAUAUCAUUGCAAGCGGUGUUUGGCACUACAGGCGAUGCGGAAUAUUCUCAUAACAGUGACGGAAGUCAUGAAACUGGAGAUUCUGGCAGAUACAUGAUUCUAGAGAGGAAAUGGAAAUGGCUCACCUUUCUUCUGUCACAUGUACUACACCUGCCUUGGGACCAUUUAUUCAGACAGAAACAGCCAGGGUUCCUGUCACAUCUACCUCAGAGGAAGCUCAAUGCCUGUUUGGUUCUCCUUCUACCUCAGACCUGCUGGCACCACCUGAAGUACGUCAAAUGCCUUCUCCAAAAACUACUCAUGAAAAUGCUGACACCGAAUUUCCAGUUUGAGUUACCUGAUCCAGUUUGACUAAUUUAUCUGUACUAUGGACAAUGUGCAGUGAGCCAAAGAACAUUCUGGAAUGGAAAUCUGGGUUUUUUAA
Molecule: messenger RNA, 1810 nt
Organism: Hemiscyllium ocellatum (epaulette shark)
Lineage: Eukaryota; Metazoa; Chordata; Chondrichthyes; Orectolobiformes; Hemiscylliidae
Product: protogenin-like
Exons: 9
Coding region: 361-1737 (458 amino acids)
Biological process (GO): cell-cell adhesion; axon guidance
Cellular component (GO): axon; plasma membrane
Molecular function (GO): protein binding
Source: RefSeq, a predicted model, not a curated record